GGUAUUAUUUUCUUUUUCAGGUUAGAAGCUGUUUGUGGUGAUGUCAAAAUUAAAUAAACAUAUAACAAUAGCUUACAGGUUAUAAGUGCAUCAAAACAGAGACAAUGUCGGAUAAUUCCGAAUCUGUUUUGGACAAUGUAACAGAUGAACUGAAGAUUAAAAUUAAGGAAGAGAAAAGCAGCAUCGAAAAAACAGCAAAAAAAGAACGCAAAGAUGGUCGUAAGCGAUCUAGAUCACGAUCUAAUUCUCGGGAUAGAAGUUCACGAAAAGGAGGAAAAUAUCGCAGGGAAAGUCCGAGUCAUAGAAGACGACAUGGACGCUCAUAUCGAUCCCGUCGAUCAAAAUCGAGAUCCAGGUCAAGGAGCAAAGGAAAAAAGUCAUCUUCAAGAAGGUCAAGGGAAAGACAGGAUAAAAAGUCCGACUCUAGUCGUAGGCGGAAGCAAAGUUCGAGUUCCAGUAGUAGCAGUAGUGAUGGUGAAUCGAAUGCUGAAAAAGCUGAUAAAUCUGAGAAAAAGCCACCCGAGGCCAAAGCAGGAACUUCAACGGUAACAAAGUCGACUAAUAAAGAAAGGAGAUCGAAAGAGAGAGGUGAGAAAUCGAGGGAUCGUCGAUCUCGAAGAUCAAGGUCACGAGACAAAAGAAGACGAUCAUCUCGAGAAAGACGUAGAUCACGUUCACGUAAUAGAGAUUCAAGGUCAAAGAAACCUUCACGACAUUCCAGGCAAAGUUCUAAAGAGAAAGAGACUACUAAAUCUUCAUCAGACAAAAAAGAGGCGGAAAAAACAAAAGAACUCAACACUGGUGACUUUGAGCAAGCAAAAUUGGAAGAGGAAAUGAAGAAGCGCCGAGAUAGAGUAGAAAUGUGGCGCAAAGAACAAAAAUCUGCACUUUUGAAAGCAGGUGAUGGCGAUAGUGAAAGUGCUAAUGGCGAUGAUAGUGGACCUAGGAAGACCUGGACUUUAGAAGAUGAUGAUGACGAUGAUUUAAAUGAAGAAACUGCAGAUAAUGAUUUAAAUGAAGAAACUGCAGAUAGAGAAGAAAAGGAUGAAAAGAUGGAAGAAGAAACCAAUGAAAUAUCGAAUGAAAAGGACAUGUCUAUAGAGGAGGCAGAGGAUGAAGUUGACCCUCUUGAUGCAUUCAUGAUGAAUCUUGAAUCGCAGAGUGAUAGUGUGUACAAGAAGAAUGCCUCCAUGACGGAGAAUACAGAUGGCCCUAAGAUUAGCAGAGUGGUUGCCGUAGCAAAAAGCAAAAAUGAAAUUGAAAUCAGACCUGAAAAACGGAAAGGAGAAUUGAUGGAGGCUGAUGUUGAUGCCAUGGAAUAUUCUUCUGAGGAGGAAGAGGAGUCACUAUCCAGUGCAUUUAAUAAAUUUCAAAGCAAACAGCGGAAUCGAAAACUGGAUACCGUAAUUGAUCAUACUAAAAUAAAAUAUGAACCUUUUCGGAAAAGUUUCUAUGUUGAAGUUCCUGAACUUGCUGCAUUGACAGAAGAAGAAGUUGCUGAAAGAAGAAUGGAACUUGAAAAUGUUAAAGUCAGAGGAAAGAAUUGUCCAAAACCCAUUAAAAGUUGGGCUCAAGUUGGAGUUUCAUUUAAAGUUCUGAAUGCUCUUAAAAAGGCCAAGUUUGAGAAACCAACGGCCAUUCAAUCCCAAGCAUUGCCAGCUAUUAUGAGUGGACAUGACUUAAUUGGGAUUGCAAAAACUGGUAGUGGCAAAACAUUGGCCUUUCUUUUACCGAUGUUCCGUCAUAUCAUGGAUCAACGUCCUUUGCUAGAUGGAGAAGGACCAAUUGCUGUUAUCAUGACUCCUACAAGAGAACUCGCUUUGCAAAUUACUAAAGAAUGCAAAAAGUUCACCAAACCCCUUCAUCUCAAUGCUGUAUGUGUGUAUGGAGGUACUGGUAUCUCUGAACAGAUAGCAGAGCUCAAGCGAGGUGCUGAAAUCAUAAUAUGCACUCCUGGUCGAAUGAUUGAUAUGCUUGCUGCCAACAGUGGACGAGUAACCAACAUGAGAAGAUGUACUUAUAUGGUUCUUGAUGAAGCUGAUAGAAUGUUUGACAUGGGUUUUGAACCUCAAGUUAUGUUUAUUAUUAAUUCUGCAAGACCAGAGAGACAAACUGUCAUGUUUUCAGCAACUUUUCCUCGACAGAUGGAAGCUCUCGCUCGCAGAAUAUUGGCAAAACCGAUUGAGGUACAAGUAGGAGGAAGGAGUGUUGUAUGUUCAGAUGUUGCACAAACUGUUGUUAUUCUAAACAGAGAACAAAAAUUUUUAAAGCUCCUGGAAUUAUUAGGUUCCUACCAAGAACAGGGAUCGGUUUUGGUAUUUGUUGAUAAGCAAGAACAUGCUGAUUCAUUAUUAAAAGAUCUUAUGGAUAGCUCAUACCCUUGUAUGGCAUUACAUGGUGGUAUUGAUCAAUAUGACAGGGACUCUGUUAUCAGUGACUUCAAAAAUGGUGUUUCAAGAUUAUUGAUUGCAACCUCCGUAGCAGCAAGAGGUCUUGAUGUAAAAAAUCUCAUCUUGGUUGUUAACUAUGACUGCCCGAAUCAUUAUGAAGAUUAUGUUCAUAGAUGUGGCAGGACAGGUCGUGCUGGAAACAAAGGGUUCGCUUUCACUUUCAUAAUAAAAGAACAGGCACGUCAUGCUGGUGAUAUUAUCAAAGCACUUGAGCUUAGUGGUGCUCCAGUACCUCCUCAAUUAGAAACUUUGUGGUUAAAUUAUAAGACAGAUCUUAAAUCACAAGGUAAAGAAGUUUCAAAAAAUAGUGGUUUUACCGGAAAAGGUUUUAAAUUUGAUGAAACUGAAGAUGAGCUUGUCAGAGAACGGAAACAGUUCCAGAAAACCGCUCUUGGAUUGCAUGAUUCUGAUGAUGAAUCUCCAGUGAAAGAUAUUGACGAACAAAUCGAAAACAUGUUCAAUAGUAAAAAGAGAGUCAAGGAUGUUGUUGGUCCUGUUCUACUUCAUGGGGCAGGAGGAGAAUCCGCUCAACCUGGAGGACCUCUUUCUGGAUCUAACAUAGAGAAGUUGGAAAUUGCGAGACGACUCGCAUCAAGAAUCAAUCUAAAGAAAAACUUAGGUGCUGAGGCACAAGAUGUUACACAACAGGCUGCUACAGCAAUUAUGAAAGGUGGUCGAUUUCAAGCUCCCAAAGUGAGUGCGAAGACAAUUGCAGAACAACUAGCUGAAAAAUUGAAUCAGAAACUAAAUUAUGUGCCACAAGAGAAACCGGAAGAUGAAGAAGCUGAUUCUGGAUCAACUGUCAAGCGUUAUGAAGAGGAGCUGGAGAUAAAUGAUUUCCCACAGACUUGUAGGUGGAAAGUAACUUCUAAAGAUACAUUGGGGCAGAUUAGUGAGUACAGCGAAGCUGGAAUAACAAUUCGUGGACAAUAUCUUCCAAGUGGUAAAACUCCGGAAGAAGAUGAAAGAAAAUUAUAUUUGGCCAUUGAAGCCACUUCUGAAAUGGCAGUUCAAAAAGCUAAAAGUGAAAUCACUCGUCUUAUUAAGGAAGAGUUGAUAAGACUACAAAACUCUUAUCAACCUAUUAACAAAGGACGAUAUAAAAUUACAUAAGUUGGUUCAAAUAUAUAAGUCCAGUUUGUCCCUUAUGUGCGAUGAUUUAUUAUUCAAAUAUUUGCUUUAUGGUGUGAUAUGAUAGUGUAUAAGACUGCAUCAUCAAAAAUUUAAUUUUUAAUUUGAUAAAUCAGCGAUUGAAGCCUACUUCAAUACUUAACUGUGUUGGCAUUGCAGAUUACACAUCCCGGGUUAAAGCCACAUGCCUCCAUCUCAGCCAAGGUGUAUUAAAUUGGGUAGGCAAUGCUGAUCUGCUUGUAUAAAGCGAAAUUCGCAAUUAAGCAAAAAAGAGCUACAGUAAUUUUCAAUUAGAAACUGGCUUGAACUAUGCCCCUUAACCUAGUUGUUGACUAUAAAUUAGGUUUUUUGUUUACCUGGUUGUUUAUUUAUAUCGUUUAGCAUAAACAGAGAGUUCAUUUUGAAUAUUUACGGUAUCUUUUCUAGUGUGUGUAGGCAAUUUCAUUUUGAUGAUAUUUAGAAAAAUAUUCAUUAUUGUAUUAUUCUUUGUUCAGACUUCCUUAUAAGUUUGGUCAAUAGUUAUAGCCAUUGGCUAAAAAAGUUUGACACCCAUUGAGCUGUAAUUUAAAAAUAUAUUUUGAAUUUAUUUGUAAUUAAAAUCUAAUUUCACGAAUGAUUCCUGGCAUUGUAUGUAUUUGGUUCCAACGGCACGAAAGCUCAGAACAAGGAUAAGUAGUUAGUCCUGCAAAAGCCCCAAUCGAUUCUACGUUAUUGGUCCUAACAUAACCUCCUAUCCUACAAAAUCAGCAUUGAUAUUUUUUUUGUCUUGUUAUUUUUUUUGUUAUUGACUGUAUGCUGCAAAUGAAACAGUGUCAGACCUUGAUCAUAAAUUAGCCAAGUUUAGUCAACUCUGUUUCAAGAUGUCUUGAAAUUAAUCAAAAAAUUUGUUAUUCUGACCUAUCGUUUAAUUUAAUAAGAUAGCCAUAGAUUUCUGAUCUGAACCAUGAAUUGAUUAUGAUCAAUAUUUAAGGGAAGAAGAAAUUAAAGCAUUGCGAAUGUGAUAGCAUGAAUUGAUGGAUGGAACAAUUGAUUUUGUCAAUACUUCUUUAUUGAGAUGUUGAUCGGGGCUAUAAAAUUAACAUAAAACUGUGUAGGUUGUAUUUGGAUAUUCGACUUUCAGUUUGUCAGUUUGUUCCAUUCUUUAUUAUAAGGAAUGAAUGAGAAACUAAAAUACCUUGAGGGAGUGUAUGAAAAAUGAAUUGGAACCACUACACAAGAUUUGUUGUUUUUUAUGUUUCACAAUAAUGAAUUAUUAUAAGUUUAUCUUCUUGGAAUUAUUCAGAUUUCUUUGUCAUGAAAUAAUCCUUGACACACUAAUAACAAUUUUUCUGUUAUAGUCUCAAGUAAGAUCCGUUAGACUAGAUGGGAUUAUCCCAUGAUUACCCAUCGAGAAAAGCUGUUUGGGUAAAUCCCAUCGGGUUGUAUAUUCAAUCUUCUCACAAAUAGAAUUACUAUUGUAUUUAAUAUGCUGUAAUAUUGCAUUGAUAAUUAUUCCAAUCAAGUUUCUGAAUGAAAAUAAUGAAAGGCUAUAUUUCAGUGGAUAAACCUAUGUAACUAUUUUCAUAGAUCAUCACAAGUUACUAAAAUUCUGUUUUAUUUUAUGCUGUUGUUUGUUUUAUUUAUUAUCAAACUACACAAAAUACAUGGAGAUUUGUGAAGUUUCUACCUUUCUGAAUUGGUCAAUCGUUUUACCUUUGUAAGCUACUAUAUUAUGCUGUUCACUGCUAAGUGCCUUUGCAUUUUUGUUGUACUGUCUUUUUAUGUUUCCACUUCUACUUUCUUCCUUAUCAUAG
Molecule: messenger RNA, 5374 nt
Organism: Styela clava
Lineage: Eukaryota; Metazoa; Chordata; Ascidiacea; Stolidobranchia; Styelidae
Product: putative ATP-dependent RNA helicase DDX46
Molecular function (GO): ATP binding; RNA binding; RNA helicase activity
Source: RefSeq, a predicted model, not a curated record